UUGAAGGCCAAAGAGUCAAAGCCCUAUUCUUUCUUCCGACGCCGCCGUUUUGCAUCAGAUUAGCUUGAAUUAGACUUACCGAUUUGGGCUGGACUUUGGUGUUUAUAGCUGUGAUCUUUCUGGAUAAGAUGCACUUUUCGUCAUCAUCAUACCAAAAUGCAGAUAUUGUACUGGUUUUUGUAUCUCAAUGGACACCAGGAAGUUCAUGCAACUGGUCGAGGAGAAGAAGAGGAGAGCUCUGGAGAAAAGAGAAGCCCCUUUGAAAUGGGAGCAGAAACUAGAAGCUGCUGCCAAGGCAAAGGCUGAUGCUGAAGCCAAAGCUAGGAAGUUGAAAACUUCAAAGCAUAAGAGAAGGUCUUUUUCAGACUCUGAUUCCUAUAGUGAUGACAACGGCAUUGAUAAUAGGAGAAAAUCAAGUAAAAGAGCCCACAAGAAGCACAAGAAACGCCCUCACUCGGAGUCAAGUGACAGUGAAAAGAAGAAGGUAAAGAGAUCCAAGCGGAAGCCAAAGAGAUGUUCUUCAGGUUCAAGUGAUGAGAGCAGUGAUGGAUAUGAGAGUGGCUAUGAAGGAGAUAAGAAGAGGAAGAAGCGAAGCCACAAAAGGCACAGGGGUCAUGAUUCCAGUUCAGAAUCUAGUGCUUCUGAUUCUUCAAGUGAUGACAAUGAUGAGAGACUCAGGAGAAGUCAUGUGAGGCACCACCGGCGCCAUAGGAGGGCAGAUUCUGAUAAUUCCGACUCUGGUGAUGAUGAACAGAGAAGAACCAGAAGAAGUCAUGCAAAGCACCCUAAACACCACCGGCAGUUGAAAUCUACUUCUGAUUCUUCAAGUUAUGAAGAUGGUGAGAUUAGAACCAAAAGUCAUGCAAAGCACCAUAAACGACAUAGGCGAUCAAAUAGUGUUGAUUCAAGGUCAUCAGAGUCCGAUUCUUAUGUGCGCGAUAGAAGUAGCAGAUCUUUAGGGAAGUCAUCAGAUGACAACCAUGAUGAAGCAGAUAAACAUUUGGAGGACGAGGAAUGGCCACCAUCCCCACCGCCAUAGACACCGUCACAAUCAUCCCUCAGGAGAGGAGCAGGAUCACCAUCCUCUGGAUUCAGUUAAGCCCCAUGGAAUGCAUGUUGAAGAUCGUUGUAGAAAUGGAACUGAUGACAUUGAUGAUGCUCCUGAUGAUCAAAAUGUGUAGAUCAUUUUAAGAUGCAUUCUUCACUUCCUUGAAUUGUUAACCUUAAUUCUCGACUGUGGCAGAUAUUUCUUUCUUGCA
Messenger RNA from Argentina anserina (silverweed cinquefoil), 1259 nucleotides. RefSeq lists its product as uncharacterized. The transcript is spliced from 3 exons. NCBI's taxonomy places the organism in Eukaryota, Viridiplantae, Streptophyta, Magnoliopsida, Rosales, Rosaceae. The record is from RefSeq and is a predicted model, not a curated record. The coding region runs from base 188 to 1039 and encodes 283 amino acids.